GUUGCGAUCGAAAAGCACAUAGUGUUGGAGAAAAUUCUGUCUGAACCAAAAAUGUCCGGAACCAGAACACAGAUUGCGGAUUCGUCUACGUCACCACCACUGAGUGACAACCGGCGUUUGGACUACUCGAGUCUGAAGUUCGCGUAUGUGGACGGUUCUGAUGAUGAGACGUUGAGCACGGAGCUGCCGUCGUGCGUCUACGCUGCAGCCCGCAGUAGACUGCAACUGCCCCUAGCCGCGUAUGUCCACCAGCACACGAGACAACUACAUGCAGACGCCAUGCUGGAGUCAUCGGUGGAGCCGGAGUUCAGCUGUGGUUCGCCGUACCGCGUGCAGCGAGCUGCGGCCAACGUGCGCGAGCGCCGGCGCAUGCUGAGGUCCGGACCCAAUGGCAGUAUAAACUCGGCGUUCGACGAACUGCGAGUCCACGUGCCGACGUUCCCCUACGAGAAGCGCCUCAGCAAGAUCGAUACGCUGCGCCUCGCGAUCGCCUACAUCGCCUUGCUCAGGGAGGUUUUGGAUGCAGACUAUGAUCCACUAACUUACGUAGAGAAGUGUCUACGUGGAGAGAUAAAGGCGGAUAGGGCUCAUUGGAACACAAGUGAUCUGACGGCGAGGCUGUCAUGGAUAAACUGGGAGAACCUUGGCGUCAACCCUCAGAGGCGGAGUGUCCUUACCUCCUUGGCGCUCAGCUCAGAAAAUCUGCAGUACCCUCACAAUUAAUUGCAAGAUCUCAAACCAUUAAGUUUUUGAAUUUAAAAAUAGAAAUGGAACACGUAGCGGCCCCUCCAGGUUGGCCAAUGAUGGAAAAAUAGAGAC
Messenger RNA from Aricia agestis (brown argus), 819 nucleotides. It is a transcript of the gene Fer2, whose product is annotated as helix-loop-helix protein 13. The record is from RefSeq and is a predicted model, not a curated record. Gene Ontology annotation, molecular function: RNA polymerase II transcription regulatory region sequence-specific DNA binding; protein dimerization activity; DNA-binding transcription factor activity, RNA polymerase II-specific. NCBI's taxonomy places the organism in Eukaryota, Metazoa, Arthropoda, Insecta, Lepidoptera, Lycaenidae. Gene Ontology annotation, biological process: developmental process; regulation of transcription by RNA polymerase II. Bases 52 to 723 code for a protein of 223 amino acids. The transcript is spliced from 6 exons.